Myripristis murdjan (pinecone soldierfish) is the source of this 2413-nucleotide messenger RNA. RefSeq lists its product as uncharacterized. The record is from RefSeq and is a predicted model, not a curated record. Gene Ontology annotation, molecular function: calcium ion binding. Lineage: Eukaryota; Metazoa; Chordata; Actinopteri; Holocentriformes; Holocentridae. The coding region runs from base 104 to 2305 and encodes 733 amino acids. The transcript has 10 exons.
CCUAAAAAAAAAAAAAAAAAAAAACACACACACACACGCCGGACUGAAGUUUAGCAGAAGCUGCGAGGCUCUUGAUUUGUUUUGAUUUUCUUCACAUAUUCGGAUGUUUUUGAGGGGAGAAACGCCCCGGCGGACAGUCCCAGUGUCCGCCCUGCUGCUGGCUCUGCUGCUGCUCGGAGGACCGGCCCGCUGCAGCGGCGACACGCAGGUGGAGCGACAGGAGGCCCACGACACCGCAGAAGGAUGGGGGCAGGACGGCGGUGAAGGCGGUGGCGGGGGCGGCGGUGCCUUCUUCGCCCUGCGGAGCUGCCAUCAGGUGCUGCACGGCGACAGCGGCGAGUUCUUCUCUCCGGACUACCUGUGCUCCAACCCGCCGCUCUGGUGCAACUGGACCAUCCACGUGGAUCCUGGGAAGCGGGUUCGUCUCCACCUGGAGGACCUGACCCCGGACGACGCCUGCCACCUCAAGCAGGACCAGAUCCACGUGGACGAACCCGUUGGCAAAUCCAGGGGCCACAAGGUCCUGCAGCGGUGCUGGCGGGAGGCGAAGUACAUCUCUGGGUCCGACACUUUGUACGUGGUCCUGCUGAUCGGAGGUCAGCCCAGCUCGCCGUACAGAGGCUUCUACGGCCGCUAUCAGGCGUUUGGACCGCCGGUCGUGUACAACCCACAGGAGCCGGCUGGAGAACCGUGGCUGCAGCCCGGGAUGACAGAGCUGCCUCUCGACCAAACACACUUCACCAAAUUUGUGCCGGCGUUGGAAGGUGAACCGACCGAGGCAGCCGACCUGGAGCAUCACACCAUGACUCCGCCCCCGCCCUCGGAAAACUAUGACCUGAUGUAUGAUUAUUACGAUCAGGCCUCAGCCCCGCCCACCGAGCUGCCAUGGGAGGAGCAAGAGCUGCCAGAGGAAGACACAACACCAAAGACUGAGGAGGAAGGCAACCAGGUGGGAGAAAACCACCUUCCAGACUCCGAGAGCCACAACGAUGAGUCCUGGCUCACAUCUGCACCUGCAACUCUGGUGUCUUCACAUGGGACGUCCCGCUUAGAGAGAGAUGUUGUGCAGACCCCGUCGGGACGUCCCGACCGAGCGGCCCACCCUCUGCCCUCACAUGAGAGGCCAGAGUCUGAGCCUCAGCCCAAACCCUCCGCUCACACCCCGACAGCGAAACACAGGAAUGUGGACGCCCAGACGGGAGCUCCCAUAACCUCUGCUGUCCCGGAGGAGAGCGCCAUCCAGAGGCCAACAGAGGCAGAGACGCCACCUUGGGACGACGAGGCUGAGACGGAGGUCAGCGAGGCCUCAGAGCAGCAUCUUCCUCCUCCCUUUGAUGAAGCUGAUGAAGCGGAGCCCACAGAGGCUGAGGAGCCUCAUCCUCACCCCAACAUGGUGGAGCCGCUGUCCGACCUGAGAGGGAACGUGAACAGCAGAAACCACUCAGGAGCUCCACAUCUUCCUGGUGAUCACCUGUUUGAAGUGGCCGUCGAGGUGACGUUCCCUCAGGACUCGGAGCAGCCCUGGGACCAGCUGGCCAGGUCUCUGCUGAUCUCAGUGAAGGCUCUGAUUAACCAGCAUUUGGAUGUUCUGUACGCACCAAAAUCCAUGUCCUCCAAAAGAAUAAAGAGGUUGAGUGCAGGAGUGCUGUACAUCCUCUGGCUGCAGGUCAGGCAGGGGCCCGGCAGCUCCCACAUGCACAGGGCCGUGCACGCUGCCCUGCAGGGGCUCCUCGCCACCGCCGUGGGCCCCGCAGGACUCCCCGGGAAGGCGGUGGUGGUCUCGGUGUCGACUGCAGAUGUCAACGAGUGUGGGACCCAGCUGGUGCUGUGUGACAUCAAUGCGGAGUGUGUGAACCGGUUCGGCUCGUACUCGUGCCGCUGCCGGCCGGGCUUCCAGGACGAGUCGCGGCUCGGCUCGGGAGGAACGGUCUGCGUGGACGUGAAGGCCGCCGGCUGCAGCUCGGGUUCCUCUGCUGAGACCAGAGGCGUCUACGUGCUCUUCUUCCUGCUCAGCUCGCUCAUCCUGAUGCUGCUGGCGGCGGCUGGCGUGCUGUACCGCCGCCGCCACCGGGGGGCGUUCCCAAUCCACUGCCACAGCAGCGGCAGCGUCUGUCCUCCUGACCUCAACAACAACAACAACCACCACCACCAGCAGGGCAGCUACUCUGGCCCCGCGGACGCUGAGCUGCCACCCCCGCCGCCGCCUGUCCGGAGGCCCCGGGAUGGUUGGGCCCCCCUGAAGGACGGCGUCCCGGCUGUGGACCUGCCCCUCCUGCGCUUCACCCCCCUGACACAGGAUAUGUGAAGCGUCCUAAUAUCUUCUGUAAAUCUCCCCUUUUUUUGUUUGUUUGUUUUAUCUUUGUGUCCAAAACUGAUAUUCACUGCUUAAAAAUAAAUUGGCAAGGAAACUGCA